CCAAAAUAUAAGCCUUAAAGCCCAACAGCUCAAAACCCUACAAAUGUUUAUUUAUAUACAACCACCUCAUCCCUCCUCCAACCUCUCUUCCAGCAGCUGCUGUAAACCCUAGACGGCGAGAAAGGUAAGGAGAAGGUAGGAUGGCGGUGCCGAUGCUGACAAAGAAGAUCGUGAAGAAGAGAGUCAAGAAGUUCAAGAGGCCAUGGAGUGACCGCCUCGUCACCGUCAAGCCAAACUGGCGUAGGCCAAAGGGUAUUGACUCCAGGGUUAGGAGGAAGUUCAAGGGUGUAACGCUGAUGCCUAACAUUGGUUAUGGCUCAGACAAGAAGACCCGUCACUAUCUUCCUAAUGGUUUCAAGAAGUUUGUGGUACACAACACCAAGGAUCUUGAAUUGUUGAUGAUGCACAACAGAAAGUACUGUGCAGAGAUUGCCCACAACAUAUCAACUAAAAAGAGGAAAGAGAUAGUGGAGAGAGCUGCCCAGCUAGAUAUUGUGGUUACCAACAAGCUUGCAAGGUUGCGUAGCCAGGAAGAUGAAUGAGUCUGGCUGAAGGAAGUUCAACAUUACAUUUAGUAGUGAACUUCCUGUUUUAGUUGUCUUGAUGCUUUUGAGAAGAUUCUAUUAUCAUGUUAAGUUUUGGCUGAUUCAGUUGAAAUACAAUGAUGGUCUUACUUUAAUUAAACAUCUUCAUUCCUGUCUA
This is a messenger RNA of Daucus carota subsp. sativus, 702 nucleotides long. RefSeq names its product large ribosomal subunit protein eL32z. Lineage: Eukaryota; Viridiplantae; Streptophyta; Magnoliopsida; Apiales; Apiaceae. The transcript has 4 exons. The coding region runs from base 141 to 542 and encodes 133 amino acids. Gene Ontology annotation, molecular function: structural constituent of ribosome. The record is from RefSeq and is a predicted model, not a curated record. Gene Ontology annotation, biological process: translation. Gene Ontology annotation, cellular component: cytosolic large ribosomal subunit; ribosome.